Messenger RNA from Acanthosepion pharaonis, 999 nucleotides. Lineage: Eukaryota; Metazoa; Mollusca; Cephalopoda; Sepiida; Sepiidae. The record is from the annotation of a GenBank genome assembly.
AUGACUUUCCUCUUGCUUCGCGGGGGGGCUCCCGCCAUUAUUCAUAAGUGGAAAAAAAAAAUUAACAUGGGCACAAGAGUAUAUAUUGGUCGUCUCUCUUAUCAUGCCAGAGAGAAAGAUGUGGAAAGAUUUUUCCGAGGAUUUGGACGAAUUAGAGAUAUAAUGCUCAAGAAUGGCUACGGGUUUGUUGAAUUUGAGGAUUACAGAGAUGCAGAUGAUGCUGUCUAUGAACUUAAUGGCAAAGAACUAUGUGGUGAAAGGGUUAUUGUUGAACAUGCUCGGGGUUUGCCCAGAAGUGAAGAAAGCUGGCGCGAUCGUGAUAGGGGCUCAAGGUUUCCACCCCGCCGUAGAGGUGGAAGAGACAAGUAUGGACCACCAACAAGAACAGAAUUUCGCUUAAUUGUGGAAAACUUAUCCUCCAGAGUGAGCUGGCAGGAUCUCAAGGACUACAUGCGGCAGGCUGGAGAAGUAACCUAUGCUGAUGCCCACAAGGAUCGCAAAAAUGAAGGGUCUGCCGUGACUGGUAUUGUGGAAUUUGCUACUUAUUCUGAUAUGAAAAAUGCUUUGGAUAAAUUGGAUGAUACAGAAAUCAAUGGCAGGCGGAUCAGAUUGAUUGAAGAUAGACCCCGGAAACGUAGACGCAGUUCCCGCUCACACUCAAGAAGCCGGUCUAGGUCUCGGUCCCGCUCACGAAGGAGAAGCCGCAGUCGCAGCCGUUCUCGAUCUGGCUCCCAUCACAGUCGUUCCCGCUCCGAGCAAUCCAGAUCGCGUUCGAGGUCCCGAAGUAGGCAAUCUGCCAGCCGUAGCCCGAGUAAAAGUCGGAGCAAAAGCCAGAGCCGAUCUCGUUCCAAUAGUCCGCGGUCACGAUCCGUGAGCAGAAGUAAAUCGCAGUCGAGGUCUCCAUCCCCGUCCCGUUCCAAGUCUCGAACACCAGAACCUAAGGAGAAUGGCUCUCCAGCAGAUGUUAAUCAGAUUAAUGAUAAAGAUGCCAAGGAAUAA